AUGCUGCCGCACCGAGUUCCUGUGGCGACGACCUGGAGACAGCGCGCAAUGCCGCGUCAGCGGGUCCUGUACCGCGUGCUGUGCGUCCUGAUUGUGGUAACGGCUCUUCAGACGCUUCGAUUCGUGUAUAGCAAGUGCGACACGCGUGCGCCCAUGUCAGUGCUGCUGACCAAAACGUCGCGGAUCCUCCAGCACCACGACGUCGAGUACUGGCUGGACAAGGGCACGCUGCUUGGUGUCCAUCGCGACAAAGCGCUGAUACCGUGGGAGUACGACGUGGAUCUGGGCGUCAUGAACGCCACGUGCAGUUCGAUCGCAGCGCUAAAGAGCGAGUUCGAAGCUGUUGGGCUCGCGGCGUAUGACCGCGAAGACGAUAUCCCGCACAAGGUGAAGCUCACGUACGACACGGAGAACCACGAGUUGUACUGGUCGGACUCGCGGCUGCAUGAUCCGUGCAUCCGCGUGUAUGACACGACGGACGUCAGCACGUGGGUGGACAUAUACUGGUACGUAGAGCUUACGCCCGAAGAAGUGGUAGCUGAUCGCACAAACGUGCUGGUGCCGCCGGGCUAUAAUGGCAGCGACAGCCUCGUGUGCUGCUCCGAGGGGCUGCAAAACCAUACGGAGCACAUGUGCUGUGGUGGCUGUGUGCCGAAAAGCUCGCUGUUCCCACUACAGCGCAAGCGCGUGAACGUACCUGACGGCGUCGAGCCUGUCCAGGAGCAGCCAGUACCAGCGGCAGUGUCACAGUAUCUGUCGAUCCAGUACGGUGAGGACGCACUUACAAGUCGUGAGAUCAAGGGAUGGAAGAGCGUAGUGUGUGGUUUCUGGACACGUCCGCUGCUAUUCCUGGUGCAUCUCGUCCUGCUCCUGAGCUUGUCGCUCGGUUUGGCAGUAUGGUAUCGACGCGGAUGCGUUGCCACAGGCUCCACGAAGAGGAGGAAGCUCUAA
This is a messenger RNA of Hyaloperonospora brassicae, 951 nucleotides long. The record is from the annotation of a GenBank genome assembly. NCBI's taxonomy places the organism in Eukaryota, Oomycota, Peronosporomycetes, Peronosporales, Peronosporaceae.